Messenger RNA from Hydra vulgaris (swiftwater hydra), 1000 nucleotides. Its product is annotated as calmodulin-A. Gene Ontology annotation, cellular component: trans-Golgi network membrane; cytoplasm. Lineage: Eukaryota; Metazoa; Cnidaria; Hydrozoa; Anthoathecata; Hydridae. The record is from RefSeq and is a predicted model, not a curated record. Gene Ontology annotation, molecular function: calcium ion binding.
UUAUAAGUUAUAUAACCUACGCAAAUUCUUAAUUGUAAUACUGAAAUGUGAUUACUUUAGUUAUGAGGCAAAAAAAGGACUCGUUACCACAAAUAGCCAAAAUCAGGACACGUUUAAUAAAUACAACUUUUUCUCAACGAGAAAUUGCUAAAAGAAUGAGUAAAACAGUAUAUUUAAAUAUGGCCUACUCAGUUACAGUUACACGAAGAAAUCAUCUACGAAAAAGAAAAAUAGCGGAUAACCUUUCAAACGAACAGCUAAAAGAGUAUCAAGAUGCUUUUCAAAUGUUUGACAAAGACGGUAACGGUUUUAUCACAACAAGGGAGUUGAAAUCUCUGAUGAGGAGUUUAGGGUGCAAUCCUACUGAUUCUGAACUUCAGCAAAUAGUUAACGAAGUGGAUGCAGAUGGUAAUGGAAAAAUUGACUUUCCAGAAUUUAUAUGUUUGAUGGAGAAAAUGACGAAACCUAUGGAAGAACAGGCUAGUACACUAGAAGCCUAUCGAGUAUUUGAUGACGAUGGAGCAGGUUUUAUAAACAGCAAAUGUCUCAGAGAAUCAUUAAUAAGAUCGCUUGAUCAACUGUCUCCGUCUGAGAUUAAUGAUUUGCUUGAUUUUUCGGGGUUAGUCCAGGAUCGGCAAAUUAAUUACGAAGAAUUUGUACGACUUGUUAUACCAAACAGUCUUCUAAACUUAUCUAGUGGCGGAUGCAAAAUAAAUUUAUUAGAAAUGUCCUCAAGAUUAAACUCACCCUCGUUUAGCAAAGAAGAAAAAGAUGACAAGAAAUAAUAACCAAAGCAAUCGCUUUUAUGAAAAAAAAACAAACACAUUUUAUAUCUGCAGCAUAACUGAAAGGAAAUCUUUAAAUGGGUGAAAUCAGCACUGAUGGGUAAAAAGAUUAAAGAAAACAAAGCUUUAAUAUCAAAUAUUAGAAAACGAUGAAAAACAAUAUUCUACUAAAGAAAAUAGAACAUGAAUAUAUUAUUAUUUUUAUAAGUAAUUUG